GACUAUUUGUUACUAAAUUUUUAUGAAGAGUAUUGUAACUAAAUUUCAAUUUUUUAAGAAGACUAUUUUAACUUAAUAGUGGUAAAAUGAGUAAUGAUAGUGACGAUAAUGAGAUUCCCUUAGCUGUUCUCUUAAAGCAAGGUACCAGGAUUCCUUUAAAUAAGGAGGAUUUUUCUCAUGUGUCAUCUGACAUUUAUUUGCAGGAGUAUAAAUGGCCAAAAUCAAACAGUGGUCAAUUUAAAAUCUUAUACCAGAGUUUAAUCAUCUAUCUUCAUCUUCAUCCUAAUGAUGCUAGACUAAACGAUUUAAAAAAAUGGGAACUUUCGGAAAGUGAAAUUGAAUAUUUAUUGAAUGAUGUAAAGUUCAAAUCAAUUCACAUUGACAAAAAUUCUCAAUCAGUUUUAUUAGAAGAUGUUUGUGAUCUUAUGGUUGAACAAUUUCCAGAAAAAUUUAAGGAAUACUUGUGCACAAGUCAUCAUCGUGAAAUUGUGAAGCUUGUUCUUCAUCAAGAAAAACAGAGGACUCAAACAACGCAAGUAAAAACUUCUUUAAAAAGAGCAAUUAAAUUGACAUCAGAAUAUAACUCACAAUUAAAUGCUAAACGUAAAGAUGAGAGAUGUGCAUACUUUGAUUUGCAAACACAGAUAAUACAUCAUCCUCAAAAAAAAAAGUUUGCCCUUGAUAAAACUUAUUGUGUUUCAAAAUAUCCAGUUGCAAUAUUGCCCGGUCAGUUUCAGGAUUACUUCAAAAGAUAUUCUUCAGAUGAGCUACGAAAUUUCCCUCUAAAUACUGUGCUUAACACAAUAGACUUGAAAACUUUAAUUUGCUCCAAUCAGAAUGAAAUCAAUAGAGCAACUUCAAGUGGUAAACCAUUAAAGGAUGAUGUGUCUCUUCAAAAAGUAGAUGAAAUAAAAGAUAACUAUUGUGGAAUAUGUAUGAAAGGAGAAGAAGAAAAUAAAAAUGGCAUACCAGAAAAGUUGAUAAAUUGUUCACAAUGUUCAAAUGGAGGACAUCCCUCCUGUCUUGAUAUGAAUAAGUCUUUAUUAAAGGUGAUUAAAGGUUACCCAUGGCAGUGCAUGGAAUGUAAAGUCUGCACUGAAUGUCUUGCACCUCAUGAUGAACAUGAAAUGAUGUUUUGUGAUAACUGUGAUCGUGGUUACCAUAGCUACUGUGUUGGAGUUAAGGAAAUACCUAAAGGACGCUGGGUAUGUAAUCGGUGUGGGAAGUGUUGCUCCUGUCUUUCUAGACAACCUGUGUCUGAUGGAGGAUCAGGUCGAUGGAAAAUGGAGUUUACAAAACCAACAGAUGGUUCAGAACCAGAGUUUCUUCAAAAUCAUUGUAGAAAAUGUUCUAUAUUAUUUCGAAAAGGUAGUUUUUGUCCAGUUUGCUUAAAGGUGUAUUGCGAUGAUGAUGGUGUUGUUAAUCCAAUGGUUUGUUGUGAUAAUUGUGAUCGUUGGAUACACACAGAUUGUGAUGGUAUUGAUGAGCAACGUUAUAUUGAACUGUCUAAAGAUCAUCAUUCGGCAUACACGUGCGUUUUAUGCCGUGGUGAAAAAGAAGAAAGAAUGGAUUCCUUUCAUAAAAAAAGAAGAAUAAAUGGAAUUAAAUCAGCUGAUGAAAAAUAAUAUAGCUAUUAUUAGUUUUAUUGGCUACAAAGAUAUUUUCAAUUUAAAAAAAAAAAAAAAAAGGUUUAUUUUGCAGAGCAUGCUGAACGUGAAUUUUAUGUAUUAAUUUCCACAAGUGUUUAAAAAUAUUUAGUUAUA
Molecule: messenger RNA, 1763 nt
Organism: Hydra vulgaris (swiftwater hydra)
Lineage: Eukaryota; Metazoa; Cnidaria; Hydrozoa; Anthoathecata; Hydridae
Product: PHD finger protein 10
Cellular component (GO): npBAF complex
Source: RefSeq, a predicted model, not a curated record